Molecule: messenger RNA, 846 nt
Organism: Suillus clintonianus
Lineage: Eukaryota; Fungi; Basidiomycota; Agaricomycetes; Boletales; Suillaceae
Exons: 2
Coding region: 1-846 (281 amino acids)
Source: RefSeq, a predicted model, not a curated record
AUGCACCUGGCUCUCAACCAAGCUCGGGUCCAUGUCAAUACGGCAUACUCAAAACUCCAGAACACAGAGGAGUUAGCUGGUCAUUUGGAGGUUCAGCUUGGCAUCGACAAACAGUGGGAAAUUGGAAGCGAACAUUAUGUUCGGUUUCGAGAAGAAGGGUUGCUUCUGAAGUAUCAUUCAGCGCUUGAUGAACUCAAGCGCCUUGUCAUCAUGCAUUUAUUUGAACUGGCCAAGCUUUCGCUUUCAGGAACAGGUAAGAUUGAUUGCAGCGCCAUGUGUUUUAGGUUACAAGCUACGUCAACAGAUUAUGAAGGCCCUUCAAUGACAUUCAGACACUUCCCACCUAGGCCAAAACUAGCAUGGAAGGAUAUUGUCAAAUACAACUUUCUUGGUGAAUUUGACUUAUUGCGUCACUCACAUACUGACAUUCGAGACACUGACUGGACCGCACCUGCUCACCAUGAAGCCACAGUGAAAUACUUCAAGCUCCAACGGGCUCGUGAAGAAAUACAGUGUCUGGAUAUAGAAGUCCGUCAUCUAUGCACGGCAAUACACGACGAGAAAAUCAAGACCAACACAACCAAAGAACAACUCCUUGUUGCGAAUCCUCCACUUGCUGUGGAGUUGAGAAGGCGGUGGCAGGCACGCGCCGCCAUCAACACUAUCCAUCUGUACCAGUUGAAUCAACUUGAGUCGCAGCUUGGAUUUUCGGGCAGACGUGGUGUUGGUGUCCAACUUGCAGGUCUGUUACUGUCGCUGAACGACCAGCCGGAGGUAAUAGUUUCAUCUCCAAAUGCUGGUAUGUGCGGACUUUGUUGCUCUACCUCACUAAUUGAUAAUUUGUAG